Trichogramma pretiosum is the source of this 1689-nucleotide messenger RNA. It is a transcript of the gene REG, whose product is annotated as proteasome activator complex subunit 3. The transcript has 5 exons. Gene Ontology annotation, biological process: regulation of proteasomal protein catabolic process; regulation of G1/S transition of mitotic cell cycle; positive regulation of endopeptidase activity. Bases 391 to 1161 code for a protein of 256 amino acids. The record is from RefSeq and is a predicted model, not a curated record. Gene Ontology annotation, molecular function: endopeptidase activator activity. NCBI's taxonomy places the organism in Eukaryota, Metazoa, Arthropoda, Insecta, Hymenoptera, Trichogrammatidae. Gene Ontology annotation, cellular component: nucleoplasm; proteasome activator complex; cytoplasm.
GCACGCGGCGAUAAAGCCUCCCGUCGCGAACUUCGACUCGACCCAGUGGCCGUCCGUUAGCUCUUUCUCGGGCCCGUGGCCGCGUGCACGCACAAAAAGUGUCAAAUUGCAUCGCCUCGUGUCGGCAAUUCGCGCUGCUGUAUAUUGACUGCUUCGCACGAGCGCGAAUUCGAGGUUAAGCCGCCAAAUCGCACGUCUGUUGUUUCUUCAUUAUACUUGCUCGUUGCGCCGGAGAAAAGUUGUCAGUGUGCGUUUUGCAUUUGGCUGAUCAGUCACGGAAAGGACUCGCAGUCUAGCUUCCCAAAGAGCUCGGUACUUCUCUUUGUUUGACGGUAAAUUCGCAGUUAUUUCGGCCUGAGCUCUACACACCAAAUUCAAUUCAUCACGAUCAUGUCCGACGAAGUUUGUUCAGUCAUGUUGACCUCAAGAAAUUUGAAGAAUGCAUCCGUUCAAGACUACAAAGACUCGCUUAAAACAAAGGCAGAGCAACUGAUUAUUAAAGGAUUCCCAGAAAAAAUUGUUAAACUCAAUGAAAUCCUAGAGACUUCAGGAUUUUGCACUGACGAUUUGAAACAAGUACAUCAAAAUCUGAACGUUCCUAUUCCAGACGCAAUAUCAGUUAAUCAUACUGAUGAUGGACCCGUUACUAAAAAGGCUAAACUUGACAACAGUGUUGAAAUACCCACUGGGACAAAAGUUAUGGUUCUGACAUCAGGCCCAAUUCCUUGUAAUAAGAAUCUUUCUGACUUGAUUGGUAUAGUCAAACCAUACAUUAGGCAACUCUUAGAAGAUUCUAAUCUAUUAAAAAUGUGGAUUUCCUUUAUGAUUCCCAAAAUAGAGGAUGGAAAUAAUUUUGGAGUGUCCAUUCAAGAAGAUACUUUAGCAGAGGUUCAGGCAGUAGAGAGCGAAGCAGCUGCAUUUUUUGAUCAAAUAUCCAGGUACUUCAUUUCAAGAGCUAAAGUUGUGAGCAAAGUGGCAAAAUAUCCUCACAUUGAAGAUUACAGAAGAGCCGUACAAGAAUUAGAUGAAAAAGAAUACAUUAGCUUAUGGCUAGUAAUGUGCGAGAUCCGUAAUCGCUACUGUUCACUUCAUGAUCUCGUUAUCAAAAAUUUGGAAAAAAUCAAGAAACCCCGAUCAUCAAACGCUGAAUCAUUGUACUGAGACCUAUUUUAUUUUGUUACGUGUCGAAGCAGAAAGGACUUCAAUAAAUACUUCGUAAAUACUAAUUGUAAGCAAGAUCAGUGACAGAUUCCUAUCUGUUUUGAAAAUCGUAAAAGUCCUAGGAUCAGUAGAUAAAGAUAUAAUUAUUAUAACACAAGACAAUUUCCGUUUUACUAUCACAACUAAACUUCAGAUAUAACGCGCUUGCAUUGUAUAUAGUAGACUUUUAAUAAAACUUGAUUCUAUUUCCAAACCACAUAAAAUGACUUGAUUAAUCUAACAUAUGUAUGUUGAGAAGUUGCAGUAUAAUGAAAUGAACUACCAUUCAGUCAAAAGCUAAUUGUAGCCGAUUUAGUAGUAUUAAUACUCAAUGAAGUAAUGUAGUACUCAUUUUGAAGUAUUAGUACUCAAAUUUACUAUUUCAGCUAAAAACUUGAUUAUUUAAAACGGGCAUGUAAAAGUUCAUAAGUGGUAUGACGUAUAAGUUACAAUUGUAUUUUUUGUAAAAGACUGUUUUUUUUAUAAAAA